AUGAGAGCUGCACGAGUUCGCGCUACCUCCCCGGAUGGAACACCGUAUGGUUUCCCUGGAAAUCCAGCUCCCUCUUCGGCCAUCGAGGUCCAUGACGACAUCCCCAAACCGCAAAUAUCACAGCCUGGCGAAUUCUUGAUUCGGGUGAAAGCCUCUACAGUGUUCAAGGACAAUCUCGAGUGGAAUGAGCUGUAUCCGCCUAACCAUGCCCUCUUGGGAAAUGACUUUUCUGGCGUAGUCGUCGCUGUACACGAGGAUGAGCAAGAAUUCCGGAUCGGCGACCAUGUUUACGGUAUGACGCAUGCUAAAAGGGGAGGAACAUGGGCAGAAUAUGCCGUCGUCACGUCAGAAGAAACAGUCAAGAAGCCGGACAAUCUGUCGUGGGAAGAGGCUGCCGCGCUUCCUGGAAGCGCUAUCACAGCUGAUCAGGCCUUGUUCGUGCAUGCUGGGCUGGAGGCCACAGCGGAGAAAGGAGUGAAGCAGGUUCUAAUUACCGGCGCAAGCGGUGGUGUUGCCAUGUAUCUCGUGCAGUUCGCUGUCGCAGCCGGACAUUUCGUUGUGGCAGCGACAAGCUCAAAGGAGCGGAACGAGUCAUUCUUACGCUCCAUUGGCGCCCACGAGGUUGUCGAAUACAAUGAAUUCAACGCUUUGGCGGACAGAUUUGAUCUCGUCAUUGAUUCUGUUGGGUUCCAGGUUCUCAGCGACUGCUGGGGCGUGGUUAAGCCUGACGGCACCCUCAUAUCCUUCGACGCGUGCAGCUGGGGUUAUAUCGAAGAACACAAGAGCAAAGGAAUUAGCAAAGGAAAAGAAGGCGUUCAAGCACUGUACUUUAUCGCCGAGCCUUCAAGGGUUAGUAUGGCGCGCAUCUCGGAACACGUUUCGAAAAGAAACAUCAAAGGGCUUGUACUGAAAACCGUGUCGUUAAACGACGUGCGCGAAGCGUACGAAUCUGUUCAUUCCAGAGGCAUUGGGCAGGGCAAGGUUGUUGUGUUGCCCUAA
Molecule: messenger RNA, 999 nt
Organism: Talaromyces rugulosus
Lineage: Eukaryota; Fungi; Ascomycota; Eurotiomycetes; Eurotiales; Trichocomaceae
Exons: 1
Coding region: 1-999 (332 amino acids)
Molecular function (GO): oxidoreductase activity
Source: RefSeq, a predicted model, not a curated record